Molecule: messenger RNA, 1632 nt
Organism: Nothobranchius furzeri (turquoise killifish)
Lineage: Eukaryota; Metazoa; Chordata; Actinopteri; Cyprinodontiformes; Nothobranchiidae
Product: thyrotropin-releasing hormone receptor
Biological process (GO): phospholipase C-activating G protein-coupled receptor signaling pathway
Cellular component (GO): membrane
Molecular function (GO): thyrotropin-releasing hormone receptor activity
Source: RefSeq, a predicted model, not a curated record
GAGGGAGAGUGCGAGGGAGAGAGAGAAGCAGAAGUGGAGCGACUCCGGAGGAGAGCAGAGCAGUCAUCAGUGUGUGUUGGUUGAACACACACCUGCCGUCGUGUCUGAAGGAGAGCUGCGUCUGAUGGAUUCUCAUUUUUAAAACCUGACUGAACUGUGCGUGCUGGACUUGAGAAUGAUGGAGAACAACACGACUGUCUUUCAGGACGUGGCUCGCGUCGUGAAUCUGACAGAAAUGCCUCUGAACCCUCUUGAAGAACAAGUUGUAACAAUAUUUUUGACGAUGCUCAUAUGCGGUGUUGGGAUUGCAGGGAACGUUAUGGUUGUGCUUGUUGUUCUGCGUACCAAACACAUGGUGACACCGACCAACUGCUACCUGGUCAGUUUGGCAGUCGCUGACCUCAUCGUGCUCCUGGCUGCAGGUCUGCCUAACAUCUCUGAUGUCAUCGCCUUCUGGAUUUAUGGCUACACAGGAUGUCUGUGCAUUACCUACCUUCAGUACCUGGGCAUCAACGUGUCCUCCUGCUCCAUCACGGCAUUCACCAUUGAGCGGUACAUUGCUAUCUGUCACUCCAUUAAAGCCCAGUUCUUAUGCACCGUGUCACGGGCCAAAAGGAUCAUAGCAGCAGUCUGGAUCUUCACCUCUCUCUACUGCACCAUGUGGUUCUUCUUGGUAGACACUGAUGAGACCGUCUACACCAACGGGGUGGUCGUCACCUGUGGGUACCGCGUCUCCAGGAGCCUGUAUAUGCCGAUCUACUUCCUGGACUUCACUCUUUUUUAUGUGAUCCCUCUGAUUGUGGCCACCGUGCUGUACGGGCUCAUUGGAAAGAUUCUGUUCAUGAGUCCUCUGCCGUCGCAGCUGAUGGACCGAGCAGGAGGAGUAUCAGUCCACCAGGGUCUCUCCCACAGCACCAACAAGUCCAGCAAGGGAACGGUCACCACUAGAAAACAGAUAACUAAGAUGCUAGCUGUGGUGGUCAUCCUGUUUGCUCUGCUGUGGAUGCCUUACCGAACACUGGUGGUGGUCAACUCCUUCAUCGACCCGCCUUACCACAACACCUGGUUCCUGCUCUUCUGCCGCAUGUGCAUCUACACCAACAGUGCCAUUAACCCCAUCAUUUACAACCUCAUGUCCCAGAAGUUUCGCGUUGCAUUCAAGAAGCUCUGUAGGUGCAACAGGCAGCACAGGGAGGCCGAGUACAAUGCUCCAAUUUACUACAGCGUGAUGAAGAAUUCGUCUCACGGGAGCAACGAACCGGUCACUGAGCAGGAGGAACUCAGUGGGCAAACACCAAACAGGUUAAACAUGAAAGAAGAUGAUGAUAGCAUGCUCAGUAUCUCCUAAAAAAGCUUUGACGUUUUUGUUCGAUUGCUUCGAAAACUAGUGUUUGCAUGAAACAUGACCCCUGUCUUUAGCACUUAGGUUUUCUGUUAUUUAUAUACGGAAAUGUCACAGAAAUGUGUGAAUAUUCUUUAAAUGUGUGUUUUGAUGUACAAGUGUGGUUCUGCAGCACCAGGCUGCAAAAAAAUACGGGAAGAUUUUCAGUGUAACAUUUAAAAACAGCCCUGGGCAUUUUUAUAUCAGCCAUUUUGGUUUAGGUUGAGAAAUAAAGUACAACUUAAAAAUGA